Messenger RNA from Rhineura floridana, 2527 nucleotides. Its product is annotated as rho-related GTP-binding protein RhoU-like. Gene Ontology annotation, molecular function: GTPase activity; GTP binding. The coding region runs from base 103 to 810 and encodes 235 amino acids. NCBI's taxonomy places the organism in Eukaryota, Metazoa, Chordata, Lepidosauria, Squamata, Rhineuridae. Gene Ontology annotation, biological process: small GTPase-mediated signal transduction. The record is from RefSeq and is a predicted model, not a curated record. The transcript is spliced from 3 exons.
CCUCCCCGCGGCCGGGCGCAGAGCCGCCGCCAGUGCCCGUGUUGCUGUCGCCGCCUUCUGCUCGGGGAUCGCCGCCCGUGCCGCGCCCCGCCGGCUCCGGGGAUGCCCCCACACGAGGCGCUGCCCCCGGUGCCCCCGCACGGUCCCCGCGGGCGGCAGCGUCUGCCGGAGGAGGCGCUGCGGGGCUUGGAGUGCGUCCUUCUGGGUGACGGCGCCGUCGGGAAGACCAGCCUGGCGCUCAGCUACAGCACCAACGGCUUCCCGGCGCGCUACGUCCCCACCGCGUUGGACCGCUUCUCCGCGGUGGUUCAAGUGGAUGGCGCCCCCAUCAGGCUGCAGCUGUGCGACACAGCAGGGCAGGAUGAAUUUGACACCCUGCGCCAGGUCUGUUACCCGAAGGCCGACGUCUUUCUGCUGUGCUUCAGUGUGGUGGCUCCCACAUCCUUCCAAAACAUCGCCGACAAGUGGCUCCCUGAGGUGCGGCGCCACUGCCCAGCCACGCCAGUGCUGCUGGUGGGGACUCAGUCAGACCUGCGGCAGGACGUCAAGGUGCUCAUCGCCCUCUCCCGGCGCAAAGAGAAGCCGGUGGCCCCUGCCGUGGCCCGCUCGCUGUCUGCAAAGCUGGGGGCAGUGGGCUACGUGGAGUGCUCGGCCCUCACCCAGCACAACCUCAAGGAGGUAUUUGACACGGCCAUCACCGUGGGGCUGAGGCACACCGAGACCCCUGCCCCAAAGGCCCGCAGGAGGACCACCAGCUGUAUCCGGACCCUUUCCAAAGCCUGGUGGAGGAAGUACGUCUGUGGGCGGUAGCCCAUGUUUUGCCCACGGGAGGCCGGACUUCCUGUGCAGCUUGCCCAUCAAUGGCUCUGCGCGUGUCCCGCACGAGGAGUGCAGUUCAGCGAUGUGAUCCUCCACUGCUUGUCUGAUGCAGCUGCACUGGGGGGACUGCACUCUGCGAGCAAAGCAGACCUCCCUCCCUCCCUCCCUGGACUCUGUGCGGCUGCAGGCGCACGGUGGAAAAUGACCCGUGUGUUCUCCUGUGGGCUGGACCUAUUGAGGGGUUGCUGGGGUAGCUUUCGAUCGUAUCCUCCAGGCAGCUUGCUGGUAGAGGCAACUCCAUUUCGGCCUUCCUCAGCCCCCUCAGGUGAAUGUAAGCUAGAAUCUCAUCACUGCAGAGCUUAAUUUCCCCCCAAAGCUGCUUUCUACCCCAAAGUCGCUUCCUCAUUUCUCAGCCCGUUACGGGGUCGCCGGGGUUGCACUUUCCUUUAACCAGAAGAGAACUUGUUCCUGUCUCGUCCAACACUUUGGGCUGCACGUCGCCGCAGCCCCAAGGAGCACAGCCGCACUGGCAGCACUGACAGUGAGGGGCGUUGUAGCUGAGCCCCAAAAUGCCUGGAGGGCACCAGGUUGGGGAAGGCUGAUCUGGCGAGACUGUGGACAGAGGCUGCCCCCACCCCAAAGAAAACUUUUGCAUGGUGUUGUUGUGUGUGGAUAUGAGUGAAACACCCUGCCCCUCGCCCAGUAAAUGGAGCAAAGUUGUAGCUGGGCCAGCUUUUUCUUACACAAGGGUGAGAUCUGGUAACAUUUCAAAACAAAAAUGAAACACCACCACCACCACCACCACCAUCUUGAAUCUGAAACUUUGGUUCUUGAUUUUAGGAUGAGGGGAAAAAAUCUGAUAAAAAUUUUAGCUAGAUACUUACAGCAAAAAUGUUAACCGUUUGUGUCUUUCUCUUAAGACAAAUCUGGGAUCAGGGUGGUCCAAGGCAGUAUGGCAGUUCUGAUAUCCCCCCCCCGCCAUGAAUGCUGUGCCUCUUUGGGGCUCCCUGUUGCCCACCCCACCCCCAGCAACACCUGGAGAAGUGGUCGGUUGUGUUGUGCCAACAGGAAACAGUUUCCUGGUUGCUGUUUCAUCUCUUCUGGGUCAGGAUGAGGCAGGAGGACCCCUGUUCGCUUGCACGGCCAGGAACAUGCAAAACCUUCCGCCCUUUCCCCUUCCUCCCAAUUUUUUUUUCCAUGGAAGUUUUUUGAGGGUGGGGGAGGAGUAGCUUGUUGGUCCCUCUUUCCGUGUUUUCCUGAUUCCCACUGGGCGGGAGCUGACUGGGAUCUCUGCCACCAACCUGGUUCCUGAAAAUGUGGGCGGCCUUCCUGGGGCAAGCCUUUGGCAGGUGUUCAGAGGGCCUGGCAACCCUCUCUGAAGGCUCUUCUUGCAAGCCAGAAUUGCCUGGGCUGGGUCAAGGGGGGAGCCUGCCCUGCUGUGUCAUUCCCACCUCCUGCCCUUUUACUUGCAGGUGAUCUAGAUUCUGUGCCUGUUUGGCUCAGGGCUGUAAACGUCUCUGCAGUCUAAAGUGGAAAUGCACCGCUGUGUCUCUCUUAUGUAUGAGAGAACAACCUCGCUUCUCUCGCUUCUCCCGCCCCCCCAAUCUAGGUUGCAUUUACACUGGAGUAUUCCUGUUGUUUGAGGGAAAAACCUACUUUUAAGUCUCUCCCUCCUUUGGAAACAAUUAAAAAUAAGCUGUUCCUUUUG